AUGUUAAUUUCGAAGCAUUCAUUCAACUUCAUGUUUUACCAUGUUGUUCUUCCCCCUUGUCUGCCACAGCAUGAUGAUGAAGACAUAUUGGAUGACAUAUUGGAUGCCGACUGGCCUCUAGAGCGCACGCUCCACCGGUUCGUUCAGGAAGCUCUUGAGUCGUUCAUACCAAAGAGCUCACCGGAAAAUGAAGAGCCCUUGAAUAUCUUGAUGACCAUGUUGAGGAAUUGGGAAGAAGUGGACGAGCAAGGUGCUGGGUGCCAAGAGACCCUUGCUCGGAUUAUAUCAGGUCUCAAAAAGAACAGGGCGGCUGCUCUAUACAUUAAGGCCCAGAACUGUGGCUGGGUGGCAUACUACGACAAAAGCAGCGACAAGGUCAUCGUGGAUGCAUUCGAAGUAUUACCUCGCGCAAAAGACGUGAUUUCUGCUCCGGGGAGUCUAGUUCGCCAGUUCCCUGGCGGAAGCGUGGCCAUCCCAGGUAGCAUGCUGGGGGAUGAUAGGUUUUGCAUGGAGCUUUCAAGAAACCUUGCGCGACUUUCGACUGAAGACGUGGAAGAAAUGAUGCCUAAGUCUUCCAAAGCUGGAAAACUAGUUCCUGAAGAGCGGGAUGCUACCCACCCGGGCCUUGUCACUGAAGGGUUGAUGACCCAGCUGUUGGCAUUUGGUGAACACAAUGCGGAGCUUUCCUUUACCAAGAACACGCGAGAAGAGGUCAACUGGAGAAGCAGCAAGCUCCCUUGGAGAAGAUCCCCUCAUUGGCUUGUGCUGCGAGUUGCCCUCCAGACAGUGCUUCAACGUGCUCUUCCUAAUGGAGAAGGUUACAAGCAAUACAAGAACUUUAUGCUAUAUUUCGUAGCUGAACUGGGGUGCCUCUCUACACGUGUCAGGCCUGUUGUUCCUGCAGAUUGUUUGGAGAUAAUUCGUGCCAAGAUAUGUCGACGCCUCUUGAAGUUGAAGGAAGGAGCCUGCGAUUUUGUUCUGGAACACGCGAAGUCGGCGGAGACGAUCAUGCGCUCCUCCUUGCAGAUUAUUCAGCAGGAUAUCAUCAGGUCAGGUGCGAUGCCAGUACCGAAAGGAAUUGCCUGCACACCAGAAGAUUUGCAGAUGUCACUCAAGAGUUCCCGAGAAUAUCUGAAUUCUGCAAUGUCUCGUGUUCCUGUCAAUAUCGAACAAUCAUGUUUCGAUCGACGCCACGAACCGCGCAAUCGAAUCAAUCGGGUUGGGCUACCUAUUUUGGAAAGCGGCGAUCUUCUGUCUUUAACAGACUUUGAGUGCUGGGUGAAAAAUGCAAUGGAGACCAAUUGCUAUUCUCGCGAUAGAGAGCCUUCGGAGCAUUCGUGUUGCUUGAUUGGAGACUUGCUUCAAACCUAUUCAGGGUUCGCAGUCGAAGCAUACAGUGACAGCCCAGAUGCCAUGUCCAUCGCAAUUAUCUGUAUAAUGGAGUUGUGGGUCAUUUUUGAUAAGAUGUGCAUUGCCAUCUGUCCACUCCUGGCAACGUACUCCCCUGAAGUACCAAGCAACAUCCUUGAAUCGCUGCUCUUACCACAACUCUCCGGAAUGCAACGAGCCAAUAAGAUCGAAGCCUAUAUCCAUUCCAGACACCAAGAACGAGCAGUCGGUGCUCCAAGCAUAUUUUCUGAUCCCAAGUCGCAAGGGUUUGCUGUUUCUUACUUUGACGGUUCUGAAAAACAUCAAAGGCUACGCGAGCGUAUAGAGCAAGAUGCACAUGAUAGCGUUGAGAGCAAAAAGAGAGAGUGGACAAAGAAGUCUCAACAGCAUGAAGAGCUUCUGCUCGAGGCUGCUCGAACCCCACACCAGUGGGACGUUGAUUCGCGCGGCAUAGAAUAUCACUCGGGAUCCUGCCAGUGCUGUUCCAUCGAAAGCCAUGCUAGGAAUAUUAGCAUUGACGUCUACGAAUGGCCACUUCCGAAGAGGGAGGAGACCCUCAAAACCGUUAUCUUCGAGUUGGACUGCCCACAUUGGUUUCUGAAGUGGCGCGAUGUCACUUGGCAUUUGGUCCAUGACCUUGGUCGGGUGCAAAUUGAAAAAGGACACAAAAUGGAGCAAAAUCUGCUCUCUUACAAAGAGACUCAACAGUUCUGCGUAAGCUGGGGCCAACGUCUUACUUUAGGAUCAACAGCAAAGUCGUGGAAGAGGACUCAUUACAGUAGUCGUCAAUUCCCUGUGGCUUUUGGUGACAUAACAUCCCUAAAUGCGUUACGGUUCCGGCUUCUCGACACCAAAGACAACAGCUGGGUAGGAGACCAAAAAGAUCAUCCUUCGCUGAAGCGUUGGUGUAUUUUUAACCUCCCUCCGGGGCCGUACACUUGCCUGCAAUAUACAGUGGAUUCGUUCCUACACUCCGAGAAUAAGGUCAUUGCGGAUCAGCAAAAGUGUCCUUCUGAGCUGAGUUUGCAUGAAUUCAUCGCUUUUGGCUGCCUUCGAGCGGGGUCCAGAGUGCAGUGGUAUAACAUGGUUCGUGAAUUAGCGUCGUCUUCUCUCGCAAUGAACGAGGAAGCAAUAUGCAUGUUGUAUCGUCAAGCAGCCUGGGAACUCAGCGGCCCAACCCCUGGCUCGAAGCUAAGAGAGGCUCACGUAGCAUUUGCACAGGGUGGCUUCGGUAGCCGGUUAUUGGACUGCUUGGACCAUAAGCUUGGCUGUAUUGAAGCCAACUGGAAUGAACAUCAUACUUUGCACACGCUGGUCGUUUUGGGUCUUCGCACCCUCAGUUUGUCAGAUGAAUUCUCAACUGUUGAACGAGCGAAAGAAUUUUUGCGUCGAAGCCGAAAGAUUGCUUUAAAGUGGUGCGAGAAUCUCACCGCUAACCUGUCCACUCAAACAGACGCACAGAGUGAAGCACAUCAGUUGCUUAUUGUCAAGAUAGGGGGAUUAUGUCAGCUUACGUACGCGGUAGAGCCACAGCACCUUCCACUUCUCCUUGACAACCGUGCAGACCUAUUUCAUCUAACCCGGUCCUCAAUCCUGGUUUUCGAAAAUUCGCCUCGAUCGCAUGUGAACAUUUCUUCAGGAGUCAAAAACUCUCUCAUCUGGACAGCCAAAAUUCUUCAUAAUAUCGAAGAGCAUACCCGUCAUUUGAUUGAGACCGAUGCAUCAGGCUUCAAUGAAGCAAUUAACAAGAGUGUGCAUGAUCUGCAGAUCGCGUCUGCCUGGAGAUCAUGUCCGGGGGACUCUUCACGAUGGGUUAUAAAUGAAACGAGUGCAGACACCCAUGGAAGCCCACAAAAGAUUCACUACAAUCUGCUUAGUGGAGAGCUUCUCUUGGCAAAUUGUCCUCCUGGCCGCCUUCCUCGGGAGUACACUAGCCUGUCAUUGUUUCAACGCAUAUUCGGCAAUGUGAGAAGCCCUUGA
Penicillium psychrosexuale is the source of this 3369-nucleotide messenger RNA. RefSeq lists its product as uncharacterized. The transcript has 2 exons. Bases 1 to 3369 code for a protein of 1122 amino acids. Lineage: Eukaryota; Fungi; Ascomycota; Eurotiomycetes; Eurotiales; Aspergillaceae. The record is from RefSeq and is a predicted model, not a curated record.